GGCAACGAGCUUAUAUUUGUCUGCAGUGCGGUGCACUGCCAAGCCAAGUUGGUCCGAAGUUAGCUACUCGUCUAAGUAAUAAUGGCAGGCGCACUGACCCAACUUCCCGACGUUGAAAUUGACCCCGAGGGAACGUUUAAAUACAUAUUAGUGACGGUUAAAGUAAAAGAUGGAACGGAACAAAAAGAUAUAGUGCGAGGCACAAAGAGUGCAGAGUAUCACAAUCACAUAUUUGAGAAGGUCAAGCCUGCCAUGGAGGCUUUGGGCCUCGAGUGCAACUGCCUUGGAGGAGGGAAGAUUGAGCACAACAGCAAGGACAAGAAACUUAGGGUGUUUGGAGAAUCCUCUGCCUUCGGUAAAGCUGACCACUCGGUGUCUGUGGAGAAGCUGAAAGGUGCCUUCAAAGACUAUGACAUCACCUGGUCUGAUGACACAAAAUAGAAUGAAACUUGAACGUACCAUACUUGGUGGUAUUAAGGACUGGACUCAAAUAAUUGCUUUAAAGUUUGAACAUAGAUAAUAUGUAAGUGCGUUAAAACUGAAAAUCUUGGUCACUGAAACAGGGAUGUGAAGAUUUAAUAAACACACCAAUUCUGGUA
Molecule: messenger RNA, 599 nt
Organism: Osmerus eperlanus (European smelt)
Lineage: Eukaryota; Metazoa; Chordata; Actinopteri; Osmeriformes; Osmeridae
Exons: 3
Coding region: 82-441 (119 amino acids)
Biological process (GO): peptidyl-histidine dephosphorylation
Cellular component (GO): cytosol
Molecular function (GO): protein histidine phosphatase activity
Source: RefSeq, a predicted model, not a curated record